GUAUCGCCCGGUUGGAGCUUCCCUCUCUGCUUACGGGCUAGACGGAAAACCUGCAAUAAGUACUGAUACCUGAUGGGAGGUCGACGUUGAAUGUCCGAGUUUGGACAUUAACGAUUUGAUGACAUUCACUUCGCGUUGGGAACUAUGUGAAAACAGGAGGAGUCGUCCAGUCAUGACUGUUUAGAAAUCAAUGGCAAGCAACUUUAAACUGGUCUUAUAAAGCGUACUAUGGCUGCUCGACCAAGCUUGCACAAUGAAGAAAGAAAUCUGCAGCGGAUCAGAGAGCGAGAGCGCAGGAAUCUGGAGGUGCAGCCAGAGAAGGAGCCUUACCUGGAGAACACACCUCUCUUUGGGGAGCCAUACAAGACCAACAAAGGAGAUGAGCUGUCCAGCCGCAUUCAGAGGAUGCUUGGUAAUUAUGAAGACGUGAGGGAACUUGUGGGGAGCGACUCUCAACUGAAUGUAUUCAAUCCAUCAAAAGGCCUUCAGACCCCAGCUUUGUGCAACCCUUCCAGCAACAUGGGCAAAACACAACCUCCCCCAAACCCUCAGUGUAGGGUCUCCCAAGCUGAGACACCAAGCAGAAGUACUUCCAAGCCUCAUAAGACACUUUCCGCCCUAGAGUACAGCCAUCUUACUUCCAGCUGCAGUUCAUUGUCCCAGGUUCCUAGGCAAAGCAGCCCUGACCCCCUUUUCAGUGGGGGGUGGUCGGGGCUCCAAGAAUAUGCCAGCCUCCCAGCUGCGCUGCCUGUCCUGUCCCCUCCAGCAGAACCCUUGUCUCCAUUGCAUUCCAGUGGUACAAGUGAUUCUGAGUCACAGGAUACCGAUGGAAAGAACUCGCCGCCUGCCAACCUAGUGACUGUGAGACAGUGCAGGUAUCCCAGCUGUAAGGAAGAGUCCAACCUGGAGACACAAAAGGACAUUCCUUCUCAGCUCAAUGAGGCAGCAUUACUUCCAACCCAAACCUUCCCUCCACCCUUACCCUCCAAGCCCAAUCUUGUCAUGCCUCAGAAGCCGACGGCCUACGUCAGACCCAUGGAUGGACAGGAUCAAGUGCCCUUUGAGUCUCCAAAUCUCAAGCCUUCUCCAGAGGGCUUUCACAGACAGUCUUAUGACAACUUGCCCGACUUAAAGACCAACACAAAAGCUGGCUUCCCAAAGCUGAAAAUCUCUCCACAUUCAGAAGAGACCUCAAAUGAUGUACACUGUGUUGAAGAUAUCCUUAGGGAAAUGACCCACACGUGGCCUCCACCACUUACUGCUAUUCAUACGCCUAGCAUGCCCGAACCUCCCAAAUUCCCUCUGGCCAAGGGGUACGGCUCAAAACAAGAAAGGAUUCUUAAAGAAUCACAAAAUGUCAACUGCGGGAUUUCAGGACAAAAAGAUCAAUAUGAAUCUGCAAAAGCACUCUGUCAUCAGGGAUCUUUGGUCACCAAGGGCAGUGUGGUGUUGACACAUUCCAGUGGUGGUGAAUCCUCCAUAUCCACUGAUUCUGAAAGCUCUUCAGGGUCUGAGUCAGACAGUGACAGUAGCGAGAGCGACAAGGAGGAAGUCCCCCACCUGAAGCGCAACACCCCAUCUGUAUCCAAGGAUGAUUCAUCUGUUGCAAAUAAAUGGCAGCUGGACAACUGGUUGGUCAAAGUCAAUCAGCAAAAUUCAGCUGCAGAGAGCCUGGCUGGUCAAUCGCAGAGCUUCAGCCCGGUGAUCAGUAAGCAGCAAGAGGAAGAUAAUUACCAGAAUGACUGCAUUUCCCAGACUACUACUGUGCAUUCUGAGUACAUCAAAAACGAUGGCAAAGUGGUUCAGGAGACCUUGGCCUGUCAGCCUAGUCCCCAAAAAUCCCCUGUACAAGCUGAAAAUCAGCGAAAGACUGUGGGGAUUAAGCACCCAUCAAAGGCAAACAAGGCCCCGUCUCCUGAGGUCGUCCAUGCACAGCCAAGGGUAGAAGUACCUCGGCGUGACAAGAGUGAGGCUCACACAGAUAGACGAAAGGUCAAAAAGAAGAGCAUACCCGAGAAGUCCCAACCUACAACAGAUGGCAAGAAGGCCGAUAAACACAGCUCGAAAAAAAAGGUGAAACAGUCCAUUCCAAAGGCAAUUUUAAAACCGGAAGGAAAGAUGGAGGUGAACACAGGCAGACCGCCAAGCCUAGAGCAAACUCUUCCAGUGCGUUCAAACGGUCCCAGCUUGGGGAAAGUUCAGAAGGAGCGAAAGAAAUCCGAGAGCCGUCACCCUCCAGGAGAGGGCGAGCAGGCGCUCCUGCGAAGGGACUCCCAGGGUUCCCUUUGUUCUUUGAUAGUGAAGAUUGAGCUCAGUCGGCUCUUUAGGGUCCCCCAACCAGGGGCCUUUCCGGUCCCUAAUUCCCCCAGUGAGCCAGCCAAAAAAGUGCCAAAAAAGAAAAAGCAGAAGACAAAGAAGAGAGAAGCUGAUGGGAUUCCUUGCAAAGAAUCCAAAAAGAGACCAGCAGAAAAGCAUGAAGAAAUUCUACCAAGAAAAAAACAUAAACUUGAUGAAGUCAAGCCGCUUUCAUCAGGUCAUAUCGCAAAUUCAGCCAAAGUGCCCAAGAGUGUGGAGCAGGAGAAGAAGAAGAAGAAGAAAGUGAAAAAAGGGAAGCCGUCCCUCAUAGAAGCUGCUCCUCAAGACCUCAAAGAAAAGCCAAAGGGCAAGCGGGGAAGUGGUGGCCAGGGCGGAGGAGGUGUGCCCCAGGGCGGAGGAGGUGUGCCCCAGGGCGGAGGAGGUGUGCCCCAGGGCGGAGGAGGUGUGCCCCAGGACGGAGGAGGUGUGCCCCAGGACAGCAGCCAGCCUCCAGCCAAGCACAAGAAGAAGAAGGAGAAGAAUGUAGAUGCAGAGCAGAACAAGCACAGCAAGAAAAUCACAGAGAACAGCUUGAAUUGUCCAGUGACAGCCCAGCCAGCAAGAACGCCUCUCCCACGUCGGCCCUUACUGAAGUUUCACGACAGGCAGUACCCUGUCGAGUAUCACAUGAAGGAAGCUAAGAAGCUAAAGCACAAAGCGGACGCUACGAUGGACAAGGUUGGAAAAGCUUUCAACUAUUUGGAUGCGGCCAUGUCCUUUGUUGAAAGUGGAAUUGCCAUGGAAACGGAUCCUCAGACCCCAAAGUCUGCAUAUACCAUGUUCUCAGAGACUGUGGACUUGAUCAGAUUUAUACUGAAGCUGAGGAACUGUCUAGAUCCAGCUGGCCCUGCCUCAGAAAGAGACUUUACAAUUUUAUGUUUGCGAUGUCAGUCCCUCCUGCAGAUGGCAAUGUUUCGACACAAGCGGGACACGGCACUCAAAUACUCAAGAACUCUUACAGAACAUUUUAAGAGUUCUUCAAAAUUUGCAAAAGCCCCCUCACCCUAUGUCUCUAAAAGUAUGGGCACACCUUCAAUGUCACCAACCCCAUCUCCAGGCAGUUCAGGGAACUUCAGUUCUCCUGGCACUAUUGCCAUUCCCCAGGUUGUCCAGCAGGUGGCAGCAUCCUAUGUUAACAUCACAGCCCACUUCCUCAAUGCCCAUGACACCUGGGAGCAGGCUGAGUCCCUGGCAAAGACAGGCAGUGGCUUGCUGGAGGACCUGGAUGCUGCCCUGGGCCCGCUGACCCUGACCUCCAGCAUGAGCCUGCUGGUGCGUCACACCCGGCAGGGUCUGCACUGGCUCAGGCUCAACACCAGCUAGUACAUCAGCCCCUCUCACCACCCCCAGCUGACCACUUACCACUUAAAGUAGUGAGUUCCAUCUUGACCACUUCAGGAACACAGUCAUUCUGAUACAUGUGUUCCCCCCCCCCCAGCAUUUUUUCACUAUAAUCUCCCUGCACGAUGAAUGUUGUGUUGGGACGCUCUCUGUAACUACCAAAGAGCCUAAUUUUGAAGUCUUAAGCAAAUCUCUGCUCUUGAAAUCACACCUGUUACGGCAAAACAACCACUGGUGAUAAAUGUACAUGGUCUUCAGCUAAGUCCAGUUCUUUAGAUAUACUUCUGUUAUUAGAGGGUUAAAUGUAGGAGCUGGAGAUUCUUGGAUAUUGC
Paramormyrops kingsleyae is the source of this 4028-nucleotide messenger RNA. RefSeq names its product AF4/FMR2 family, member 1 (gene aff1). NCBI's taxonomy places the organism in Eukaryota, Metazoa, Chordata, Actinopteri, Osteoglossiformes, Mormyridae. Gene Ontology annotation, cellular component: super elongation complex; nucleus. The record is from RefSeq and is a predicted model, not a curated record. Gene Ontology annotation, biological process: regulation of gene expression.